AACAGCUGCAGCGUCAGCUGGCAGGCAACAAACAUCAUAGCCGACACAGGUUGCCGCAUAGCAACAUUUUGGCCAUAUUGCGGAGCCAAUCAAACUUAACGAGCCGACAAUCUGUCCGAUAUGUGCCCGAAAUGGAGUCUGGCUCUGGCCAUCAAUGAGCGUCAUAAUCGCAUGAAAAGGCCACGAACUGGCUGUAAUUUUCGAGCAGCUUUAACGUGUGGCAAGGUGCUUUCAAUGCUGUCCCUUUACUUGUGCUCUGACAAUUAUGAAUCAAGUUUUUGCUGCGAUACGAUCGAUCGAUCGAUCGAUCGCUGCAUCUCCCCCAGGGGUAGCCACGGAGAUAUUUGCCAAAUGGAAUGCAAUUAAUUGAAUUUACAAGAGCGACAACACAUCGUGGGGUAGCUAUCAUUAAGGCAGACCAAAAUAAGACACAGACCAGAGCCUCUGUCAGUUAGUUUUGCUGCUCGAAUUUGAUUUACGAUUGCGUUGCCUUUUCCCUCUAGGAUCUGAUCUCUCUGCUCACAUUUCUGUCUAAAACAAUGCCCGGCAGCCACGAUAAUUUCAGCCACGGUUUCCCCAUGGCCAGCACCCAAAGCGAACGACUGCUGCAGGCACAGAAUCGGCGCAAGUUCAGCUUUCCGGCCACGCUCCAUUCCGCCUCGCUGCUGGAGGUGGGACAGCGCGAGACGACCAGGAGGCGCCUCAGCAAUGUCAGCGAUGUUGUCACACGCAAAUUGUCCUACACCAUUGGCUGGAAGGCGGCACAAAUACCCGCACAGGACAUCAUCACACAGGGUCGCUGUUUGUGCGGACACUACAUCAAGCGAAGGCUGAGACGCUCGGGUUUGUUCAACAAAAAGUUGGGCCUGCAGCGCAUACGCAGCAUUCUCGGCUCCACCUCCAUGGGCAUUGUGCGCGAUGUCUUUCCAGCGGUUCAAGUGCUUGGCGAUGAACUGGAGCGCAUGCAUCCGCGUGCCUACAACGGCGUCGCUCGACAGAUUUGUCGCAAUCCCGGCGGCGAGUUCCACACACCCGAUGCUGUCAGCCUGCUGCUCGGGGCGGUGGGUCGCGAAUUGUUCCGUGCGGACAUCACCUGGAGCAAGGUCAUUUCGCUGUUUGCCAUUGCCGGCGGCCUGUCCGUGGACUGUGUGCGCCAGGGGCAUCCCGAGUAUCUGCCCAAGCUGAUGGAGAGCGUCUCGGAGGUGAUUGAGGAUGAGCUGGUGCCCUGGAUCAAUGAGAACGGUGGCUGGAGCGGCAUUAAUACCCACGUGCUGCCCACAACCAACAGUUUGAAUCCGCUCGAGUGGACGACGCUGGUGAUAGGCGUGGUUUUUGGCCUCAUUCUGCUUUUUAUGUUCUUGCGUUUCAUAGUGAGCACAAUAAUACCCAAAAUAUAUCAACGAUUUACGAACUGAUUUACGAA
This is a messenger RNA of Drosophila guanche, 1423 nucleotides long. It is a transcript of the gene Buffy, whose product is annotated as bcl-2-related ovarian killer protein. The record is from RefSeq and is a predicted model, not a curated record. Gene Ontology annotation, biological process: extrinsic apoptotic signaling pathway in absence of ligand; regulation of apoptotic process; intrinsic apoptotic signaling pathway in response to DNA damage. Bases 540 to 1415 code for a protein of 291 amino acids. Gene Ontology annotation, cellular component: mitochondrial outer membrane. Lineage: Eukaryota; Metazoa; Arthropoda; Insecta; Diptera; Drosophilidae. The transcript is spliced from 5 exons. Gene Ontology annotation, molecular function: protein heterodimerization activity; protein homodimerization activity.